UAAAAUAUAGCUUUUUUCCUAUUCUCGUUCAACCUCCCCAUCCGAUUUCCUUUUACUCUUCCCCUGUCUCUCUUCCACCAUCUAUGCUCCCUACGAGGGUUUCCAUGGCAAAGGGUCUGGAGAACAUUUCGUAAUCAGCCAACCGUAUCUAAUAAUUAUCUCACAUCGAACACACGCCAUUGAGAAUUGUCAAGACAAUGGCUUCAAAGAAAGUUUUAUGCUUUCUUUUCGUCUGUUCCUUUGCCUUGAGAAGUGCCGCCAUCUGUACCGACAACAGCGAUUGUUCCUUCCUUGAGUCCUGUUGUACAGAUAACGUAUGUAGACAAAAAUGCAACGGCUGUUUGUUCGACUCGCAAUGUGGAACGAACGAGCAGUGCUGCAACAGUAAAUGCAUAAGUAGUUCGUCUUCUUGUUCCUGUUCGAACGACUUCCAAUGUGACAGUGGUGAGCAGUGCUGUAAGAGCAAGUGCAUCAGCAGUUUGUCUUCUUGCUCCUGUUCAUUCGACUUCGAAUGUGACAGCAGCGAGAAGUGCUGUACAUAUGAUAGCAAAUGCAUUGACAGUUGGUCUUCUUGUUCUUGUUCGUCCGAUUACCAGUGUGACAGUGGAGAGGAUUGUUGUGGGGGAGUAUGUUCGUCGUACUGUAGAUGGAGCGGCGGUGCUAUUGCAGCCGCUGUGAUCGGUACAAUUAUCUUCUUCGCCAUCAUCAUCUCCAUCGUAUCCUGCCUCUGCUGUGCUUGCUGUCCGUACUACCGCUAUCGUACACCCGGCGCUGUGGUUGUCACCCAACAGCCGCAACAACAGUUCGUCUCAACUCAGACACACAUGAUGACUACGCAGCAAGUUCAUCCUCCUCCGCCGACGAACUACAACCAGCCUCCUCCAGGUUACAAUCCGCCUCCUUAAUGUACUCUCAGAAAUGUAGUUUCUCUUUCAGUGUCAUAUUAAACCGAUCUGGCUGUAUUCAACCCCGUCUCCCAUCGACAGUUUUCGAUCUAUUUCCGCUAGAUUGCGAAUGUCGAUCGUGUCGCAUAGCAGUAAUAUUGUUAAUCUCAAUAAUAUAUUUACAGGUUAAAAAUCUGUGUAAUUAGCUCGUUUUUCCGCAAUUAUAUUUCCGCUGCUACCACAUUCACUGACGUCAGUGACGCGGCUUAUUCCGCCUCAGGGAGAUUUGUUACCUUUUGAUGUUCUACUUUUAGCCGAUCGGAUCUUUAGCAGAUCCACCGACAGCAUAUGCUGUAUCGAUGUCGAGUAGUAUUUACAUAUGUGUGUUGUCUUAAUUUUGCGAAAAAUAAUUUAUUAUUAAUGCGCCGCCGA
Stylophora pistillata is the source of this 1316-nucleotide messenger RNA. RefSeq lists its product as uncharacterized. The record is from RefSeq and is a predicted model, not a curated record. NCBI's taxonomy places the organism in Eukaryota, Metazoa, Cnidaria, Anthozoa, Scleractinia, Pocilloporidae.